UACUUUUUCUUUUCUCCAAAACCCCAUUACUUGACGACGGAGCACGGUGCUUCACGACGGAGCUCCGCUGUAGAAGAAGGUUAACUGCGGUGUGAAGGGAACAAGGAGAACGAAGGAGGAACACUACACUGUCGUCAUUCACCACCGUGGACCCUUUUCAAAUGGGUACCUUACGCCACGAAAAAGUUCAAAAAUUUGAAGAAUUUGUUGAUAAGCGCUUGAAACCUGAUAUUCUUCAUGCUAUUGCUCAGAGGGACAAGGUCUUUGAACAACAGAAAACUUUUGCGGAUUUGCGAAAAAACAUUGAAAACCUAGAGAAGAAUAGUGUAACCAGUCUAAGAACUUUGGUCAAUCUUGGGUCUGAGGUAUACCUGCAGGCAGAAGUGCCCAAUACAGAACACAUAUUUGUGGAUGUAGGAUUGGGAUUCCAUGUGGAGUUUACUUGGUCUGAAGCUUUGAAAUACAUAGAAAAAAGGGAAGAAAAGAUAGCCAGGCAGAUAGAGGAGUACACCCAGUUAAUUGCAUCAAUUAAAGCCCAAAUUAAGCUGGUUUGCGAAGGGAUUAGAGAACUACUUGAAUUUCCAGCAGAAAAACCCUUACCCGAGCGGAUAUUUUGAUAGUUACUGUCUUACUGAGUAUAUACCAAAUUGCUUAAUCUUUGCAGUCACAAGUGCUAUGGAUAAGUGCAAAUAUGUGUGAAUCCUGACAGAGAUUGAUAUUUCGCCAGUCUGGAAGACUGCAUCUCUUUUGUGGCUUAAGUUGUCUUUCUAAAUUCUAAUUAAUUCUUGUUGGUCAUGUUGAUUGUAAAGGAUAUGCAUUUGCAAUCACAAGAAUUUGAAUGACUAACCGUGAAUAGUAGUAACAUGCAAGGCAUCCAAGUCCUCACAUCUAUGAUUUUCUGUACUCAAAACUUGGAACUAAGUUUCUGCAAAUGCUUAUCUACAGAACGAAGUGUGUGUUUGCAAA
Messenger RNA from Lotus japonicus, 966 nucleotides. RefSeq lists its product as uncharacterized. The transcript has 7 exons. Gene Ontology annotation, biological process: positive regulation of transcription by RNA polymerase II. The coding region runs from base 162 to 617 and encodes 151 amino acids. The record is from RefSeq and is a predicted model, not a curated record. Gene Ontology annotation, cellular component: mediator complex; chromatin. NCBI's taxonomy places the organism in Eukaryota, Viridiplantae, Streptophyta, Magnoliopsida, Fabales, Fabaceae. Gene Ontology annotation, molecular function: transcription coregulator activity.